CGCUGUUCACCGAGACCCCGCACGACGUGACGGCGCAGGCGGGCGAGGACGUGGAGAUGGCAUGCUCCUUCCGCGGCAGCGGCUCGCCGUCCUACUCCCUGGAGAUCCAGUGGUGGUACGUCCGCACCCACAAGGACUGGACGGACAAACAGACGUGGGCUUCUGGCCAGCAGCUAAAAGCAUCACAGCAGGAGGAGGCUGGGAAGGACGCAACGAAAAUCAGCGUGGUGAAGGUGGUCGGCAGCAACAUCUCGCACAAGCUGCGGCUGUCGCGGGUGAAGCCGGCGGACGAGGGCACGUACGAGUGCCGCGUGAUCGACGCGAGCGAGGGCGCGGCGCGGCAGCACAAGGUGAAGGCCUACCUGCGCGUGGAGGCGGCGCGCGGCGCGGGGCACCCCCAGGACACGCAGCCGCCCGGCCCCCACCCGCACCACCACCAGCACAAGGCCGGCAGGGAGCUCAGGAAGCGCGCGGCCGACGC
This is a messenger RNA of Numida meleagris (helmeted guineafowl), 481 nucleotides long. It is a transcript of the gene VSTM2L, whose product is annotated as V-set and transmembrane domain containing 2 like. The record is from RefSeq and is a predicted model, not a curated record. NCBI's taxonomy places the organism in Eukaryota, Metazoa, Chordata, Aves, Galliformes, Numididae.